AUGGGUCUCCGGAAGCGUUUGGAGCUCCGCUCCGAGAGCGCCGACCUCGGCACGGAGGGAGGCCGGCUGUCGAACAAGGACAUGGACCCUAUCCCGAUGGGCUCCCCUGAGCGCACGUGGGGUUGGCCGAGUUUGCUCGGCUUCUGGAUCGCGGAGGCUUUCUCCAUCUCGAUGUAUCAAGUCUCCUCAACAUCUGUCACGAAAGGUCUUAACCCAGGCCUCGCAAUCCUCGCAGUCUUCAUCGGACAUGUCCUCGUCUGCAUCCCGGCUAUGCUAGACGGCUACGUCGGCUGCAUCUUCGGCAUCAACUUCCCCGUCUUCACCAGAGCCUCUUUUGGCCUCCGAGGUUCUUACGGUGCCGUGUUUGUCCGCGGUGUCGUCGCCUGUAUCUGGUUCGGCACCCAGUCCUUUCAGGGCGGACAGUGUCUGCAGGUCAUGAUCUCCGCCAUCUGGCCGUCGUUCAACAAUUUCCCAAACCACCUCGCUGAGAGCGCACACGUCACCAGCUCCGAGUUGCUGUGCUUCUUCUUGUUCAUCAUCGUUCAGCUGCCGUUGCUUUGGUUGCAUGUGAGUAGUCUGAGGUACAUGUUCAUGGCCAAGACGGUGAUUAUGCCAAUCUUUGGUUUGACUUUGUUCAUCUGGGCCAUCGUUGCUGGCAAGGGCUUCGGACCAACGUUCUCAAAGCCAACUCUCAUCAAAGACGGUACUCCCGCCGUCGUAGUGUUCUUCCAAUGUGUCACCAGCGCCAUCGGCCCCAAAGCAACACUCGCCCUCAACAUGCCCGACUUCACACGCUACGCAAAGGAACCCCGCCAGGUCUUCUGGACACAGGCCGUCGGUCUGUGUGUCCUAGUCACAAUGUGUGGUGUGCUAGGUGCCACCGUGAGUAGCGCCUCCGAGGUCAUUUACGGCAAGGUGACCUGGAACCCUCUGGAAGUCGCACGGCUAUGGGAGAACCGCGCUGCUCAGUUCUUCGCGGGUCUCUGUUGGGCGUUUGCGGUGAUUGGCACGAACAUUAGCGCCAACAGCGUCUCUUUCAGCAACGAUUUGGCGCUAUGGUUUCCAAAGUACAUCAACAAUAGGCGUGGAGCGUAUAUAUGCGCUGUGUUUGGUGUAUGUGCCGUGCCUUGGUACAUCCAGUAUAGCGCCAAAUCCUUCUCCUCCUUCCUGGGCGGUUACUCUCUCUUCCUCGGCGCCAUCGCGGGCAUUAUCAUCACUGACUUUUGGAUCUGCCGCAAGCGCACAAUGGCAGUCUCGUCUCUAUUUGAUCCGCGAGGCAUACACUACUACACCUUUGGCGUCAACCCUAGAGCGGUCAUCGCCUUCAUCUUCGCUAUUGUACCAAACAUCCCCGGUCUUGCGGCUGCUUGUGGCGCUAAAGGAGUUCCUAAGGGCGCAAUCUAUCUGUACAGUUUGAGUUGGCUCGUCAGCAUACUCGUAGCGAGUUUUACGUAUUGGGUGGGUUGGAAAAUCAAGCCGUUCCCUGUGGACGACAGUCGGGAGCAGCUGUACGUUGACGGAUAUCCCACGGUGGAAGAUUCCAUCGGGUCAGAAAAAGGAUUGGAAGGGAAAGACCAAGACGUGAAGAUGGGAUGA
Colletotrichum phormii is the source of this 1596-nucleotide messenger RNA. RefSeq names its product NCS1 nucleoside transporter. Gene Ontology annotation, molecular function: nucleobase transmembrane transporter activity. Gene Ontology annotation, cellular component: plasma membrane. The record is from RefSeq and is a predicted model, not a curated record. The transcript is spliced from 4 exons. Bases 1 to 1596 code for a protein of 531 amino acids. Gene Ontology annotation, biological process: nucleobase transport; transmembrane transport. NCBI's taxonomy places the organism in Eukaryota, Fungi, Ascomycota, Sordariomycetes, Glomerellales, Glomerellaceae.